CAAUUAACUAAUGAUAUUUAUUAUUUAAUAUUAUAUUACUAAUAUAACUGCAAUAAAGAUUUUAACUUAGUGUUUUAUAAACUAUUAAUUAAUAUUAUAUAACUAUAGUAAUUAAUAAUUAUCAAAUAAUAAUGACAGAUAUGCGAGUUUGAUGUACAAGACUGAUUUAUUUCAUAAAAAUAAUACAUUAUAAUAUACCUAUCACUCAUUUUUACAUUAAAAUAUUUUUGAUUUCUUUAAUAAUUUAUAAUAAUUUUUUAAUCUUCAGAAAUGGACAAUACUGCCUUGGAACGGAAAUUGAAUAGCAAAACUGCUGCUCUCACAGUAUUAAGUGAAGAAUUAGAAAAAUGUCGAAUAGAACGUGAUAAUUUGAAAAUAAUUUUGGAAAACAAAAUGUUACAUAAUACAUACAAUAGAAAUUACCAGUUGAAUUACGAUAAGCUUGUGAAUCAACUUAGAGAAGAAAAUAAGAUUUUGAGAUUAGAAGCAGAGGAUAUACGUCAAAAAUUACAAGAUGCUCAAGGUGACAACCAAGUAUUAAGAACUGGUGGUUUUGUCAAGGAUUGUAUUAAUACAAUAUUAACAAGCUCUGAUAGUAAAGAAGAAUUAGUUAAAAAUUUAGAAAUAAUACAUUCAAAGUAUCAGCAAUUAAAGCUUGAUUUUGGUUUAUUACUGGAUGACAAACAAGAAUUAAUCACUGAGCGAGAUGGAGUUAGAAGUAAAAUAAGACGAUUAAAUUAUCAAUUAGCGGCUUCUUUAAAUGCCAACAAAAAUCAAUGUAUAUUAGAUAUCGAUAGUAUAUUAUUAGAAAACAAGUAUUUAAAUGAAAGACUGCAGUUAGAGAUCGCUGAAAAGGAAAUGUUAAGAAAAACAAAUUCAUUAUACCAGAACACAUCAAAAACAAAUGAUGAUUUAUCUUUAUUAUCUGCUAAUAAUUCAAUAACCCGUAAAGUACUAGCUUGCAAACAAAUGCAACAAAUUUUGGAAACCGGUAACCUUCAAGCUUUGUUUUCAAACAGCACAACACUAGCGGAUUUAAGAAAAUUAUGCCAGACAUUAUUUGAAGCGUUGCAAGAUAAAAGUAUAGCACUUAAUCAUCAGAAGAAGACAAAUAAAGUAUUAGCUAAACGAUUAGAAGACUUGGAAAAUAAAUUGAAAACAAUUAACCACGGGGAAGCCAUUAUGUCACCUUCAUUGGUUUUGUUGAAUGAAUGUUCAAAUACAUCUGAUGAAACUGAUAUCGAAACAAGUUCUAUUGAUGAAUCAAAUACUUGCUUAAUUUAUAAAGAAGAUGAAUCUAUAAUUAAAAAUAUUAAUUUUGAUAAAUAUCCUAAUGAAAUGAAUACUCUACCAAAAAAUUUGCAACAACUUGUUUCUGAGGCUAUGCAAACAAUAACCAUUGAUUCAUCUAAUCACUCUAAUCCUUCUACUUCUACCAAAGCUUGUCUUAGUUCUACUUCAGAUAUAAAUAUAUAAUUAAUGUAAUACUUCAUAAAAUAUAAUGUUUCGUAUUUUUAUUUAUACUAAGUAUUAUUGUACAAAGAAACUAGUUUAUUAGUACUUAAUUUAAAAUAAAGUCUUUUUGCUCUUUGUGUUUUAAA
Messenger RNA from Aphis gossypii (cotton aphid), 1601 nucleotides. Its product is annotated as coiled-coil domain-containing protein 149. The coding region runs from base 271 to 1476 and encodes 401 amino acids. The transcript has 11 exons. Lineage: Eukaryota; Metazoa; Arthropoda; Insecta; Hemiptera; Aphididae. The record is from RefSeq and is a predicted model, not a curated record.